Ceraceosorus bombacis is the source of this 1204-nucleotide messenger RNA. Lineage: Eukaryota; Fungi; Basidiomycota; Exobasidiomycetes; Ceraceosorales; Ceraceosoraceae. The record is from the annotation of a GenBank genome assembly.
AUGGCACCUCUGCUUAACCUUCCGAGCGUCGUGAGUCAUAGGAGGCUUGCUUGGCAAGGUGCUUGCCGUGCGAAUUCUUGGACUGACUCGCUCACCAUCGCGCGUCUGCUCACCUGCCUGCCUAUCAGUUGCCAAGUCCUGGCCCGUCCCCUCUGCUGCCGCGAUCCUUGCCCGCCUCUCCCGCUCCCGGCGCACCUAUUGAUCAAUUUCUGCCCCGCGAUGUACCGCCGAGGGCGAUCGGCCAGGUCGAUGCAGUGAAAAAGAGGACGCCAAAAGCAGGCGGCAAAGGGCAAAAGCGACGUUGGCAAAAGAGCGCAAAGUCUCGAAAGCUAGCAGCCCGAUUGCAGCAGCUUCCUUCAAGCGCAAGCCUAGAGUCUCGGGCGCAAACGCUCGUUGUUGAGCCCGAAUCUCUUCUCGAGGCAAAGGGCAAUGUCGAGCUCUUGCUAAACGCUCCACCUGCACGAAGACACCCGCUCAAGCUCUCAGAGGGCGGUGAAGCGGUGGACGAAUUUCUCGAAGAUCGCAGUCUAGAGAAUGCGGUAGUCGACGAGCGCAGCGGUUUCAUCAGCGUCGAGCACCACGAGCCGCAGAGUCCGCGCUCCGUGUUUCAGAGCUUCGUCGACGUGCUCGGAACGCGCGCCUUGCGCCUGUAUGAGCGUGGGUACGAUGGUCAGCCUGCCCUGGAUGUGCCAUUGCAAAGCCGCGAGAUAGACGAAGCUAGCAAGAAGCCUAGCCGGGCCCAACGACGAAGGAGAGGCCUUCAACAGAACGACCCGUUCCUACUACAGCCCAGCGUCAGCGAUCCGACCAGUGAGAAGAAAGGCGACCAAUGUAGCAAGCUACACAAAAGAACCCUCGAGGCUCACAAGAUCAAGAUCCGGUCUGCAAGCGGGCACGACGCUGAUCUUCUUGGCCGCAAGCAAGGAGGUGAGCCUGAUGAAGCUGAGCUGUUGAAGCGAUUCGCGUGGGACCAGGGCACCAUAGAUUUGUAUGCAGCAGCCGGGUGCAAGUUGCCUGUGUUCAGUGGUUGUGUCCCGGGGGGUCACUGCGUCUCACAUUGAUACUCCGUAAAGCGUUGUCUACGUGCAAUGGGAAUUUUGCUGAACCAAUGAGCUUCCAGCGCGGUGUCGAGAUCUGACUCGUUUGCAAAGCUUCCUGGAUAGAUCGCAUUGCUCUGAAUAAGGGGUAUCGCAAAGUUGAGUGA